UGAGAACAUUGACCUCAAAGAUAAAGUCUAUGAGGUUAUAAUCCAAUAGCUUCACAGCAGCUACCUUCUUAAGAAGGCGUCACAGCUUGAACCAGUGACCAUUCAAAUCUUUUGUCACAUAUCGCCUUCUCUUCUAUUCAGAUUGAAGGUCGCAGUUGAUGUCUUCGAUGGGUCCUCCUGCUGAUGAAAAUCUUGAAAUAAAACAGGUUGAUCUGAGAAGUAUGUCAUCUUCUUCACAUGGUCAGGCACCACAAGCCCACAAAGUGGCAAUUCCUCCAAGACAGAACCUCUUCAACGAAUUCAAAGACACUAUAAAAGAAACAUUAUUUGCUGAUGAUCCUCUAAGACCCUUCAAAGAUCAAACUAAAUCAAAGAAGCUCAUCCUCGGUAUUGAGGCCAUAUUCCCAAUACUUAAUUGGGGGAGAAGUUACAACCUUAAAAAAUUUAAAGGGGAUAUAAUAUCUGGUCUCACUAUUGCUAGUCUUUGCAUUCCUCAGGAUAUUGGAUACGCCAAGCUUGCAAAUUUGCCUCCACAGUAUGGACUGUACUCCAGUUUUGUUCCACCACUGAUCUAUGCUGUCAUGGGUAGCUCUCGUGAUAUUGCUAUUGGACCGGUGGCAGUGGUUUCUCUCUUGUUGGGGACCUUACUUAGUAAUGAGAUUGAUCCUAAAACACAUGCAGAAGAAUAUCGGCGACUAGCUUUUACAGCCACUUUUUUUGCUGGGAUUACUCAAGCAACGCUUGGUAUACUUAGGCUUGGAUUCUUGAUUGACUUCCUAUCCCAUGCUGCUAUCGUGGGUUUUAUGGGGGGUGCUGCUAUCACAAUUGCCCUUCAGCAGCUUAAGGGUUUCCUUGGCAUUAAAACUACUCAGUUCACAAAGAACACUGAUAUUGUCUCUGUGCUGCAUUCAGUAUUCUCAACAGCCCAUCACGGAUGGAACUGGCAAACUAUAGUAAUCGGAGCUAGCUUUUUGGGUUUUCUUCUGUUCGCCAAAUAUAUUGGAAAGAAAAACACCAGAUUCUUCUGGGUGCCAGCAAUUGCUCCAUUGAUAUCCGUUAUCUUGUCCACUUUUUUUGUAUACAUAACCCGUGCAGAUAAGCAAGGAGUAGAAAUUGUAAGAAAAAUAGAAAGAGGAAUCAAUCCAUCAUCAGUUAAAGAACUUUAUUUAAGCGGUGAAUACCUUGGAAAAGCUUUUAAAAUUGGCAUCGUGGCAGGCAUGAUAGCAUUGACUGAAGCCACAGCAAUUGGAAGAACAUUUGCAUCUAUGAAGGACUAUCAACUGGAUGGAAACAAAGAAAUGGUAGCAUUAGGAGCAAUGAAUGUUGUUGGUUCGAUGACUUCGUGUUAUGUAGCAACUGGUUCUUUCUCUCGGUCAGCAGUAAACUACAUGGCUGGCUGCCAAACUGCAGUCUCCAAUAUAGUGAUGUCAGCAGUUGUGUUCUUAACCCUGGAAUUCAUCACUCCUCUUUUUAAGUACACUCCAAAUGCCAUUCUUGCUGCCAUCAUCAUUUCUGCUGUCAUCAACCUUGUAGACUAUGAAGCAGCAAUUUUGAUUUGGAAGAUAGAUAAAAUUGAUUUUAUUGCUUGCAUGGGUGCAUUUCUUGGGGUUGUUUUUCACUCAGUUGAGAUAGGACUUCUGAUUGCUGUCUCCAUAUCCUUUGCAAAGAUUCUACUACAAGUCACAAGGCCCCGAACUGCUAUUCUGGGGAAGAUUCCUAGGACAACUGUCUAUAGAAACAUCCAACAAUAUCCAGAAGCUAGUAAGGUUCCUGGUGUACUGAUUGUAAGAGUCGAUUCUGCAAUAUAUUUCUCCAACUCCAAUUAUGUUAAAGAAAGGACAUUAAGAUGGCUGAUGGAUGAAGAAGAAAAAGUGAAAGGAGACUACCGCACAAAAAUCCAGUUUCUGAUAGUUGAAAUGUCACCUGUUACUGACAUCGACACAAGUGGCAUCCAAGCCUUUGAAGAGUUACACAGAAGUCUUGAGAAGAAGGGUGUUGAGCUUGUUCUUGCAAAUCCUGGUCCAGCAGUGACAGACAAGCUUUAUGCAUCCAAAUUUGCGAACAGAAUUGGCGAGGACAAGAUCUUCCUAACUGUUGCAGAGGCCGUUGCAUACUGUUCUCCAAAGGUGGUUGAGGACCCUUGAUAAAUUCUAUGAAUUUCGGAGAAAAAUGUUGUGGGAGUAGAGACCAACGACUUUGGGCUUUGUAGUAGUUAUCUAGUCGAGGAUAUGAAGGAUGAGAUGAGAUGAGAUUGUCGCUACAAAAAGCUAGUAGAAGUGGUCUAUCUGAUACUUGUGUCAUACUGCUACAGCAACUUAGUGCGCUAGCUCGGGAUCCUUAUCCUAAAGUGGGAAAAAUAAAAAAUAAUUAAACAAAAAGGAUUUGUGUAUAUUAUAAAUCUUUGUCACAUGAGAUAAAAGAAGAAAAACAAUAUAGGUACAUGGUAAGAUGUAAUUUUAUAGGAAGAGAAGGAUAUAGAGAUAAACACCAAGUGGCAUUGUGGUGUUUGGAGUAGACAUGUGUUGUUAUUCGAAAAUAAAAGAGACAAAAUUAAGGUGCACCGGUUGUGCACUUCGAUAAGCAUUAA
Cajanus cajan (pigeon pea) is the source of this 2587-nucleotide messenger RNA. Its product is annotated as sulfate transporter 1.3. Gene Ontology annotation, molecular function: secondary active sulfate transmembrane transporter activity. Gene Ontology annotation, cellular component: membrane. The record is from RefSeq and is a predicted model, not a curated record. Gene Ontology annotation, biological process: sulfate transmembrane transport. Lineage: Eukaryota; Viridiplantae; Streptophyta; Magnoliopsida; Fabales; Fabaceae.